AUAGACAAUGGCAAGGCAUGGAUAACAAAAAGCUCUUUCCUUUCUCCAUAUAUUUUUGGGAUUUCAUUUCAUCAUUAUUUAGCGGAACCCCGUUCGAGUUUGGGAAGCGCAGGUCUAUGACUGUGAGACUCCGUUUUAUCUCUGUUUUGGUACUCCGGACAUGCUCACGUGGCAGUCAUGUCAGUCUGCCCCACCUCCCACGGCCUAUGGUUAUGGCUUCAUUCCACAUCUCUCUGCCCCAUCCCCUUCUCUCUCUCUCUCUCUAAACCAAUAAUUCCGGCUACUUCUUGUCACUCUCCGGCCACCACCACCCCCCAACUUUUCCCCUUUAUAUAUACCCCACCCCCUUUUCUCUCUCUUCUCUUCUCUAUAAUCAAUCUUUGAGACGCCUCGUGUGUUUGGUGUGAGAUUUCAGAGGCUUCCUCUUCCUCUUUCUUGUUUUUGUUCUUCCUUUUUCAUGGUUUUGAGGGUUAUAGGGUGUUUCAGAAGGAGAAAAGAGACGUUUUCUUGGUUCUUGGUGGUGGGAUUUCCUUUGAAUUUGAGGAUUUUUUUUUUUUGAGGUGGGGUUUUGGUUUUUUUUGUUUGGAGAAAGAUGAACAGAGCAUUGCCGGAGAUGUUGCACUGUUUGAACACUGCCGGGAACUGUUCUGAUACUCUCAGUGUUCUUGAGAGGCAGAGAGCUCGUUUGAAAUGGCAGCAAGAUCAGCUUUUGCAGCAGCAGCAGCAGCCAUUAAAUCAGAGCUGUUUCAAUAGGGUGGAUUACGGCGGCGGAUUUCCGUCGCCGGUGUCUGUUCCGGCGGAUUACCUAACGGGGUUUCCGGGGUUCAUGAGUGGCAGCGGCGGCAGUGGAGGUGCUGGGUUGUCACUUGUUGAGAUGGUAAUGGGGGCAGUGAAGCCUGACCCUGGGUUGGAAGAUGGGUGGUCUGGAAUGAGCAAGUUUGAUCCUUCUUUGUUGCUGAAUGGCACUGCUUAUGAAAUAAAUUCUUCUCUCUCUAGAACAUCCAGCUGCCCGCCGGCUGUGGCUCCUACGGUGGUGGAGAAGAUGGGGUCGGUGGCUGGAAGAGAGACCUUCAAGAAAAGGAAAGCUGAGAAAGUUCACAACACAACCAACAACAAUAAUAGCAGCAAGGUGACUGUAGAAGAAGAUAACAACAGUAGUAAGGAGAAGAGGAUCAAAGCAAGUUCAGAAGAAGGAGAAUUAUCUAAAACCACAGAUCAAAACAGCACCAAAAACAACUCGACCACAACCACAACAAACAACAACAGAGAAACUUCAGCUGAUACCUCAAAAGAAAACUCCAAAGCUUCAGAGGUUCAAAAGCCUGAUUACAUUCAUGUCAGAGCUCGCCGUGGCCAAGCUACUGAUAGCCAUAGCUUAGCUGAAAGAGCUAGAAGGGAAAAAAUCAGUGAGAGAAUGAAGUACUUGCAAGAUUUAGUACCAGGAUGCAAUAAAAUCACUGGAAAAGCUGGAAUGCUGGAUGAGAUCAUAAACUAUGUUCAAUCUCUUCAAAGACAAGUUGAGUUCUUGUCCAUGAAGUUAGCUGCUGUAAAUCCAAGGUUAGACUUCAAUGUCGAUGAUCUCUUCAACAAAGAGGUUUUCCCACCAUCUUGCACCACCGCAAAUUUCCCGGCGAUCGGCGGAAUGUCAUCGGAGAUGACAGAUCCUUCUUCCUUCUUACAAUUCAAUCCAAAUAAUCAACCAAUGGUCUCAUGUUGUGGAUUAGAAAUGGGAAUCAAUACCUCCGAUGUCGCUCUUCGAAGAACAAUCAGCGCCCCUGUUUCUUUCCCGGAAAAUUUCCUCGAUUCAUCUUGCCUCACCCAAUUUCAACCCUCUUCAGGGUGGGAUGUGGAUUUGCAGAAUCUAUACAAUGUGGGUUUUGAUCAAGGAAGAUCAUCAAACGCCUUUUCAUCUCAACCAUAUACAGGUUCAAUUGAAGGAGGCAAUAUAAAGAUGGAAAUGUGAAGUAGGUAGCUAGAGCCUAGAUCCAUCCAUCUUCACCCUUUCAUGAGAUUCAAUCAAAAAUAUUAGUCUCUUAUUUGCUUCAAUUCCAUAUCUAUAUAUUCUUUUUUCUUUUCCCAAAGUAUAUAACUAGCUCAUAUAAAUAUAUAUAAUAUAUAUAUUUUGUAUGUAUACAUCCGGCUCAAUUUGAAUAAGAGUAGCAUAAAUUAACCACAA
This is a messenger RNA of Benincasa hispida (wax gourd), 2176 nucleotides long. RefSeq lists its product as uncharacterized. Gene Ontology annotation, biological process: regulation of DNA-templated transcription. Gene Ontology annotation, molecular function: DNA-binding transcription factor activity; protein dimerization activity. The record is from RefSeq and is a predicted model, not a curated record. NCBI's taxonomy places the organism in Eukaryota, Viridiplantae, Streptophyta, Magnoliopsida, Cucurbitales, Cucurbitaceae. Gene Ontology annotation, cellular component: nucleus.